Messenger RNA from Malus domestica (apple), 1633 nucleotides. RefSeq names its product F-box protein At5g49610-like. Lineage: Eukaryota; Viridiplantae; Streptophyta; Magnoliopsida; Rosales; Rosaceae. Gene Ontology annotation, molecular function: protein binding. The record is from RefSeq and is a predicted model, not a curated record.
GUUUAUUUACUUCUGAGCGUCGGUUACAUUUUACCCUUCUCCAAACUCCACUCUCAGAAUCCGUAGCGAAAACAAUUUGGCUAUCAUGGAUUUUGUAAUCGUCUUUCUUUAUAUUUCUUGUGAUUUUGCUCAACAAAAUCAUCCUCCUCAAUCUUACUGACCAGUGAGAGGAAGCAGUAGAUCGUUAUCAGCAAGAGAAAAUAUGUCGACAUUGAUGAACAUUAGUAUUAAUAAUCUCCCCGAGUCCGUAUUGGUUGAAAUUCUUUGUCGACUUCCUUGCGCUAAUUUCAUUUUUCAAUGCAAGUGCGUGUGCAAGCGUUGGUUCACUCUCAUCUCCAGCCGUCAUUUUGUUAACCGCUUUUUGCGUCUGCAAAUUGAUAACAAAAUGCCGGUGGUACGCACUUUGAUAAACCGCAAUGGGGAGGAAUUCCUUAACAGAAUUCAGCCCUCUUCGGAAGUGAUACCUCAUAUGUUGAAAAGGCUCCAGAGUUUGCACGGUUUGAGAAGAGAGCCAGUUGUGGUAGCCACUUACAAUGACUUGAUUUUGUGCUCUAAUACCUUGUUUGAUCAAACUGAAUACUACAUCUGCAAUCCAUACACCACGCAAUGGGUUGCUCUUCCUCGCCCCCGUUGGGGACGCGACACCAUAGGCACCAUGCCGGUGGGACUCAUCUGCGACGGUCCUUACUAUAAGGAGGACGGCCAGAAUGACAUUGUGGAGCUUAAUGAUAACUAUAGGUACAAGGUUGUGAGAAUUCUUCAUCCUAAUGAUGAAUUUAACUUUGAUCCUGAUGGAUAUUUCUACAACUUCAAGGUGGAGAUUUUCUCUUCAGAGACAGGCAAAUGGAGAGAGUUAGUUGUAUCAUCCCCACAGGGAAUUAUAUAUGACACUCUCGAUUAUAUGGCCUUUGUGUACAAUGGAGUUUUGUACUGGUCGGGUCACCGUGAUGGCUGUUUUCUGGUUCUUGGUUUGGAUCCGUUUGCUGACCAGGAAUGUAGUUUCACUGUAUUUGAUUACCCUGAAGACGAGAAUUUUGUAGUGGAGUGCCCAAGCGUAUCUGGAGGGGUUGUGCGGAUGAGUGACUUUCACAGAGAUACCAGAACUCUGUAUGUUUGGGAUUUGAAAGAACAAGAUGAUGAUUCUGUGGCUGAGGGCGGUAGCAAAUUGUGUUUGAGCAAACAGGAGGUUUAUUCCUUAGAUCAAGAAAUGUAUCCGGAUGAUGCACAAGUCGUUCAGAGGCUAAAUUUCGACCCAAAUGACGAGGACAUUUUUUAUCUAGAGGUGGAUGGAGAUAUCAUCAUGUGCAACAUUCGUACAAGAAAGUGGUCAAAGAUUGUGGAAAACACUACACUCGAUCAACCUUUGUGGUUCUACUUGUUCGUCCUCCCGUGGUGGCCAACACCAAUUCCUAGCCUACGACAGCCGGCCUCAGCUAGAGAAUAGCAGAGGAACUAUGAGGACUAUUAAAGUACUAGACUCUUACUUGUAGUAGUUUUCCGCAAGGCGACUUGUUUCUUUUAAGAAGUGAAGUGUGACCGGCUUGCUGUGAAUUUCAGUUAUUCCCUUAUUAUCCGCACUAGUUAUUGUUUGCAGGAAUGUUAACAUCAGUUAAAUCUGUGAAUCUUCUUGCUU